AUGAUCUUUGAUGGAACAGUGAUAAUGCUUCUUGGUGUCCAAAACUCACAUAUGGAAGAACUUAUUUGUGUUGAAAAUCGUCAAGAUGACAUUUUCAAAUUUGAUGAAGAAGUCAUUGAAGUUCAAUGCGAAACAUCACGAAACAAUAAUAGAGAAGAAGCAGAACUAUCAUUUUCUGAAUGGUUGGAGGUGGAUGAGCAUCUGGCUGUGUGGUUCAAGUGGAAAGAGAAUUGGCAUGCAGGAAUCAAAUGUGCAAGUGCUGAUUGGCCAUUAUCAACCAUAAAAGCCAAACCAACUAAUGAUAAUGAGCAGAACAAAUAUAUUGUAAUUUUUUCGCCAGAAACAAGGAACUAUUCAUGGGUUGAUAUGCUUCUUGUUAAAUCAAUUCAUGAGUUUCCUCAACCAAUAGCAUAUGAAACUUAUCAUGAAGGAUUGAAAAUGGUACAAGACUUGACAAUUGCACGACAAUUUAUAAUGCAAAAGCUCGCCGUCGAAAUGCUCUACAUUAUUAAUCAGUUUCAUCUUAAUGCUUUGAUAGAAGCUGCUCGUAAUGUGCUGGUUUGGAAGCAGUUUGCUAUGGAAGCUUCUCAUUGUCGUCGUUAUUUAGAUCUUGGAAUAAUGGUUCAGAGGUUGCAAAAGAACAUAAUGCAUUGCUACAUAAAAGAUAAUUGGAAAUUACAUUCAUCUGAGUCUUGGGCUGAAAGAUGCCAAGGUGCAAACAAUGCUCAAACAGUAGAGCUGCUUCAGGAGGAAUUGUUUGAUUCUAUUUUGUGGAAUGAUGUCCACACUCUCCGUGAUGCACCGGCACAACAAAACUUAUGUUUUGAAUGGAAUACAUGGAACCAUGAUGUGAUGAAAUGGUUUUCCACAUUUCUUUCCUUUUCUAGUAGCAGUGACACGCAACAGCAUGCUUCUGGCUCUGAUGGUAUGCACCAAGCAAGCCUUCAAGUUGGCAGCAAAAGGCCUAAACUUAAAGUUCAUCGUGCAUAUACACAUUCUAGGAAAGAAGGCACUGUGGAGGUACCCAUGGUAACUGAGUUUCCUAGUCAAUUGAUCAGCCCAGUGAGUGAAACUGUAGUUCAGUCUGUAGAUUCUGAGAUCUUGUUCAACAAUGGAACAAUAUCAAGGCCUUUGGAUGAAACGGUUGUUCAAAUAUCUGAAGAACAUGAUGCUAAGGAAGGGAUUUUGGAUCGACAAUGUCAAGCAUAUGUCGAAUCCAAGGGAAGGCAGUGUAAAGAAAAAAGUGUUAAAGUUCUUACUCCAUACUGUGGAGGAACAACUAUUGAUGGUUCUAGAUGUAAGAAUCAUUCUCUUCCCAGUUUCACCUUUUGCAAGAAACAUCUCUGCAUUGCUGACAGAAACAACCGUUCAAAUUCAAACUGUCAUACGUUGAAGAGGAAAUAUGAAGAAAGUUGUAGUGGUCAAAAAAAUCCAUUGGAGAUCGAUACAGUGUUGAUCAUUGAUGAUGAUGAUUCUUUUUGUGCAAAGAAUAUCCUAGGUGAAACACUCAUGCUUUCCGGUAAUGAUCACAAUGAAAUCGAUGCUUUUCGGCAGACAGAGUCUUCUAACCAUGGUAAUGAUCAUAAUAAAGACUCUUGUUUUCAUAAUGAGAAUAUUAAUAAGUGUAAGAUUUGCUUUGAAGAAUUUGCUAAUGACCAAACACUUGGCGAUCAUUGGAUGGAAAAUCAUAAAAAAGAAGCACAAUGGUUAUUUAAAAGUUAUGCUUGUGCCCUUUGUUUUAAUUCCUUCACUAACAAGAAUCUAUUGGAAUCACAUGUUCAGAAGGGACACUGUGUGAAAUUUGAUGAAAACUGCUUGCUUUUACUAUGUAUUCCUUGUGGUGAAUAUUUUGGAAAUAUGGAGGAAUUAUGGUUGCAUGUUAAGUCAGUUCACCCUGCCGAACUUAAGCUUUCAAAAUCUCCUAAGCAACUAAGUUUGUCUACCGGUGAUGUUUCUCUGGAAGUGACUGGAAAAGGAAAUGAGAUGGGGGAAACAUCUAUGCAGCAGCCCCAAUGCUUAGAAGUUGCAAAUAUUUUCUCUUCCGAUAUUCAGAAGACCAAAGAUCAGCCUAAUAAUCUUGAUAUUUUAUCAAACGCUUGCACUGCAUGCUGUAAACAAAACUUGACGGAAAAAUCUACAAAUGUAUCAGAUCCUGCAAGUAUUGUAAUGGAGCAAGAUGAGUCUCAGUCCAUCAUAAAUUCAAAUUAUGCAAGAUUAGGGUCGUCGCAAAAGGCUCUAGUGUUAUGUGAUGACAUAAGUUGUGGGAUGGAAUCAACUCCAGUGAUUUGUGUAGUAGAUCAAAAUAUACUAAACUCUCUUUUUGAGCAAGAGCAACAAUAUAUAAAUCUUCCUAGGCCUUGGAUGAACUUUACCUAUGUGACAAAACCGAUGCUUGGUGCAUCGUCUCGUCUUGAUUUUUAUGAGGGUCAGCAACUGAAAUGUUAUUGCUCAUCUUCUACCUGUUGUUGUGAAACUUGUGAUCAUGUAUACCUUUUUGAUAAUGAUUAUGAUACUGCAAAAGACAUAUUCGGAAAAACAAUGCACAAAAAGUUCCCAUAUGACAACAAUGGUCGAAUCAUAUUGGAGGAAGGUUAUCUUGUGUAUGAGUGCAACGAUAAGUGCAGAUGUGAUAAAACCUGUCCAAACAGAAUAUUGCAGAAUGGAAUUCGCGUUAAGCUGGAAGUGUUUAAAACAGAGAAAAAGGGAUGGGGUGUAAGGGCUGGCGAGGCUAUUUCGCGCGGAACAUUUGUGUGUGAGUACAUUGGAGAGGUUUUAGAAGAGCAAGAGGCACACAACAGAUGCAAAAGUUAUGGAGAAGAACAUUGCAGUUAUUUCUAUGUUGUUGAUGCUCGUGUUAAUGACAUGAGUCGAUUGAUCGAAAGACAGGCCCAAUAUAUCAUUGAUUCUACUAGAUAUGGAAAUGUGUCUCGAUUCGUUAAUAAUAGUUGUUCACCAAAUCUUUUGAGUUACCAAGUUCUUGUGGAGAGCAUGGAUUGUAAGCGUUCACGUAUUGGUCUCUACGCAAGUCGAGAUAUUGCUUUUGGUGAAGAACUGACAUGUAAUUAUCACUAUGAGCUUGUUCUUGGAAAAGGAUCUCCUUGUCUUUGUGGAUCUUCAAAAUGCCGAGGACGCCUUUACUAG
This is a messenger RNA of Medicago truncatula (barrel medic), 3141 nucleotides long. RefSeq names its product histone-lysine N-methyltransferase SUVR5. The record is from RefSeq and is a predicted model, not a curated record. The coding region runs from base 1 to 3141 and encodes 1046 amino acids. NCBI's taxonomy places the organism in Eukaryota, Viridiplantae, Streptophyta, Magnoliopsida, Fabales, Fabaceae. The transcript is spliced from 12 exons. Gene Ontology annotation, molecular function: protein binding; zinc ion binding; histone methyltransferase activity. Gene Ontology annotation, cellular component: nucleus.